UCCUUGUUCACCUUCUUUCUCUGUAAUUGUCACUUUAGCCAAAAAAAGAUUGCUUUUUAAUCAUCUUUUCGUUUGAUAAGUCGAAUUUGGACUCAAGAAACAGAUGGCUAUGUUUGAUUAAAUUGAGUAUUUGCAAGUUGUUGUUGCAUGGUGUGUCUCAGUUAUGGAGUCAAAUUCACAGCUAAAGCAUUUUGAAGGGGAUGAUGCUCUGUGUAGGGAAAUAUGGAAGGCCUGUUCUGGUUCAUUGUUGGAUGUUCCCAAGGUUGGGGAGAGAAUUUACUACUUUCCCGGACUUCACAUGGAGCAGCUGGAGCAAUCGUCCAAUCUGGAAUGGAUCCAAGGACUACAAUUGUCAAAUCUUCCCCGAAAGAUAUUAUGCCGUGUUCUUCACAUUCGUCUUCUGGUCGAACAUGACUCGGAAGAAGUUUAUGCUGAAACUAUAUUGUUGCCGAAUCAAGACCAAAAUGAGCCAACAACUCCAGAGUUUUAUCCUCUUGAACCUCCAAGGCCCAAGUAUCAGUCAUUUUGCAAGGUUUUAACUACCUCUGAUAUAAAAAGUAACUGGGGAUUGUCCGUGCACCGAAAAGAUGCCAACAAAUGCUUCCCUCCCCUGGACAUGAUGCAAGAAAAACCGACCCAAGAAUUGAUAGUCAGCGAUCUUCUGGGCAAUGAAUGGCGCUUUAAGCAUGUAUACCAAGGCCAACCUCGGAGGCAUUUAUUCACAAAUGGCUGGAGUACAUUCGUUACUAGUAAGAAAUUGCUUUCCGGGGAUUUAGUUGUGUUUUUAAGGGAUGAAACUGGAAAACUACAUGUUGGGAUUAGACGUUUAUCUAAUCAACGCUGCUCCAUUGGGUCAUCAACAUUUUCAAGGCAAAGCAUGGAAGGGGUUCUUGCAGUUGCUUCCUAUGCAUUUGCAACCCGAAGUCUCUUUUCUGUCUACUACAAGCCAUGCUACAAUAAAUCAAGUCAACUUAUUAUGAGCUUGAGCAAAUAUUUUGAAGGUGGAAACCAUGGCCGUGGAGCUGGCAUGAUCUCUAGAAUGCAACACGGGGAUGAGGACUCUCAUGUGAGAAGAACAAAUGAUUUCGACCAGAUAUCUUUAUCUCAGGGUCAACAGACAACAAAUCUUAUGCUCGAGGAGGAUCAAUACAUGCAAGACUCGGGAGCAAUACUCAAUUGUGCUCAACCUACUAUGAUGGAUUUGGAGAUCAGACAACAGACAGUUGGAUCGCUUAAUAAUAUCCAUUGUUUUGCUCCUGCAGAGGACAAUAGACUGGAAUUGCAUGCAGCAGUUUUGAGGGAGAAUAAUGAGGGUUCUAUUCCGAAUGAAACUGUAGCCAUCCAAGCUCAAGAUGAGGACUUUUAUGAGCUAUUCAAGGAAAUUGACUUUCCAGACUCUAUAAACACUAGUCUCGACACUGUAGCUUUGGAUUUGGACAGUGAUUGGUUCAGAUCCACGCUACAAGAUUUCGAUGAAUGGCUUGAAGAGCAAGAGGAGACUAUUCCUCCCGGUCAGCAGAAUUCCUUAGAAGAUCACUCUAGACAGACUUAUUUUGUAUUGGAGCAUCCGACUUCCUCCCAAGUGAUGUCUAUCUCUUCAACCCCGAGUCAGAUUCCCUAUGAAGGACCUGGUCGUGGUGACGAGCAAGUUCCUUGGGGAGGCUAUCAAGUAGCACGACGAUGUUUACCAAUACUCAGCAGGGUUGUCUCGCGGUACCCUGAUUCACUCGUGAACUUCAGGGUCGCAACUAGCAUACUUCAGUCGGGGUAUUUGGAAAUAUUGGCCGAGUUAGUCUACUUUCUUGAUAAUCUUACAAUAGUGAAUUUGUCCAAGGAUCAGUUCAAUGUUGCUAGGCAACAUAUCUGGGACUUAAAGUCAAGUGGCAUUGAAAUAGGUUGGCUUGAAAAGCAUUUACUGCACAUCGAUGAAGUAUUUAGCAUGGAAAGUUUACUGCAACGGCGACAAGCAGUCACCCGUAGAAUGGAGGAGACGUUAGCUACGUUUAGGCAGCUGGAUGAGGAACUAGGAUAUAUAAACAAGGAGCUUCAUGAACUAUGUCUAAAGGUUGGCCCAAAUCCCCCUAUGAGAUUGCACCCUGUCUUGGAGGGUUUAUUGUAGUUUUCAGUAAUGUUAUCCUUGCUAUUUGACUGCAUGAUAAGGAGAAAAGGCCCAACAUAGUCCACCAUAUCUUUGGACGGAGACUCAAAAUGAUCGUAUUUCUUUCACAGGAAGCACCUAUAGUCCGUUUUCUUCAAAAUGGGUCAUUUGCACGAUUAUCCUUCGAAGGCACUGGUCUUUAAUUUUUGUCCCGGCGAUCUUUAAUUUUUAUCUUUCGCCUAAUAUCAUGAGGUUUGGGUUCAAAUUCGGACUCGGUCAUAAAAAAAAAGCGAGACAGAGUUUUGUAGCAAAGUUAGGCCUAUUCGGGCUAAAGUUAGCCCUCAGGCCUGCAAGCAGAGUUUUGCAUUCAAAAUUCUGCUUGAGGUAGAGUUUUGCAUGCAAAAUUUUGCCUUGAAAAUUCUUUUUAUUUUAUUGAGCUGGGGUUCGAACCCAGAACCUUAGGGUAUUAGGCGAAUGACAAAAAUUAAAGACCACCAAUUUGAGGGCCAAAAAUUAAAGACCAGUGCUUUUGAAGGACAAUCUGCACAAAAAAAAAAUGUCUUGAAAUUGUAUUACUAUUGUUGUUUCUUUUGUUUGGGAUACCCUUGUAAUUUUUGUUGUUUACUUUUCUUUAAAAAAAUGUCUUGAAAUUGUAUUACUAUUGUUGUUUCUUUUAUUUGGGAUACCCUUGUAAUUUUUGUUGUGUACUUUUCUUUUUACAAUAUUUUCACUGGGUUUUGUGGGUGAGAAAUUGAGAGAACCCCCUGAACCUAACCCUCUGUUUGGAUGGUUGUUUCCCAUGGUUCAUUAAUGUACAGUAUGGUAUGGUACAGUAUAGUGUUGUAUUGUAUUGUACUGUAUUAAUAAAUACAAUGUUUGGAUAGACUGUAUCGUUUGUUGUGGUUUAAUAACAUUUGUAUUGUUUGGUUUAACUGUAUGGUACUGUAUAAUAACUUGUAAGUUUACGAAA
Lycium barbarum (goji berry) is the source of this 3068-nucleotide messenger RNA. RefSeq lists its product as uncharacterized. The transcript has 11 exons. Gene Ontology annotation, molecular function: DNA binding. Lineage: Eukaryota; Viridiplantae; Streptophyta; Magnoliopsida; Solanales; Solanaceae. The record is from RefSeq and is a predicted model, not a curated record. The coding region runs from base 164 to 2119 and encodes 651 amino acids. Gene Ontology annotation, biological process: response to hormone; regulation of DNA-templated transcription.